This is a messenger RNA of Gymnogyps californianus (California condor), 5303 nucleotides long. It is a transcript of the gene PPIP5K1, whose product is annotated as diphosphoinositol pentakisphosphate kinase 1. Lineage: Eukaryota; Metazoa; Chordata; Aves; Accipitriformes; Cathartidae. The record is from RefSeq and is a predicted model, not a curated record. Bases 23 to 4207 code for a protein of 1394 amino acids. The transcript is spliced from 29 exons. Gene Ontology annotation, cellular component: cytosol. Gene Ontology annotation, molecular function: diphosphoinositol pentakisphosphate kinase activity; inositol hexakisphosphate kinase activity; 5-diphosphoinositol pentakisphosphate 1-kinase activity. Gene Ontology annotation, biological process: inositol metabolic process; inositol phosphate biosynthetic process.
AUGGUCGGCCACCGAAGCUGCAAUGUCGUCCCUGACGACCUCCAGUGAGGGAGAGAACUCCACUCCCAGGUUUGUUGUCGGUUCCAGGGAUGAUGAGACAGACUUUCUGGGAUCAAACAUGAAGACAGACGAAACCGAUUUCUUUGAAGAUGAUGAAGAGGAGGAGUCGCCACCUGAACGGCAGAUUGUGGUUGGAAUCUGUGCCAUGACCAAAAAGUCCAAGUCAAAGCCCAUGACACAGAUUCUGGAGCGUCUGUGCAAGUUUGAGUAUAUCACAGUGGUGAUUAUGGGGGAAGAUGUUAUUCUGAAUGAACCGGUGGAGAACUGGCCCUCUUGUGACUGCCUGAUAUCGUUCCACUCCAAAGGAUUCCCCCUGGAUAAAGCGGUCGCUUAUGCCAAGCUGUGCAAGCCAUUUCUGAUUAAUGACCUUGACAUGCAGUAUUAUAUCCAGGACAGGCGUGAAGUGUAUCGGAUCCUUCAAGAAGAGGGAAUAGACUUGCCCCGCUAUGCUGUGCUCAAUCGAGACCCUGAUAGACCAGAAGAGUGCAACUUGGUGGAAGGAGAGGACCACGUGGAGGUAAAUGGAGCUGUUUUCCCAAAGCCAUUUGUAGAGAAGCCAGUCAGUGCUGAAGACCAUAAUGUGUAUAUUUACUACCCGACGUCAGCAGGUGGGGGCAGCCAGCGGCUCUUUCGGAAGAUUGGCAGCCGGAGUAGCGUGUACUCCCCAGAGAGCAGUGUGAGGAAGACAGGCUCGUACAUUUAUGAGGAGUUCAUGCCUACAGAUGGCACUGAUGUAAAGGUGUACACUGUUGGGCCGGACUAUGCCCAUGCAGAGGCUCGCAAAUCCCCUGCUUUGGAUGGGAAGGUUGAACGGGACAGUGAAGGGAAAGAAAUCCGUUACCCAGUCAUGCUGACUGCCAUGGAGAAACUAGUUGCCCGGAAAGUCUGUGUGGCCUUUAAGCAAACUGUGUGUGGAUUCGACCUCCUGCGGGCAAACGGCCACUCUUUCGUUUGCGAUGUGAACGGCUUCAGUUUUGUGAAGAAUUCUAUGAAGUAUUAUGAUGACUGUGCCAAAAUCCUCGGAAAUAUAAUCAUGCGGGAAUUGGCUCCCCAAUUUCAUAUUCCCUGGUCUAUCCCAACAGAGGCAGAAGACAUUCCCAUUGUCCCUACAACUUCAGGCACCAUGAUGGAGCUUCGUUGUGUUAUUGCAGUCAUCCGGCAUGGAGAUCGCACCCCAAAGCAGAAGAUGAAGAUGGAAGUUAAGCAUCCCCGGUUCUUUGAAUUGUUUGAGAAAUAUGACGGCUACAAGACAGGGAAGUUGAAGCUGAAGAAACCAGAGCAGCUACAGGAAGUGCUGGACAUUGCACGGCAGCUUGUGGUGGACCUGGGAACCCACAGUGAUUGUGAGAUUGAGGAGAGGAAAUCCAAACUGGAACAGCUGAAGAGCGUCUUGGAGAUGUAUGGACAUUUUUCUGGCAUUAACCGCAAGGUUCAGUUGACCUAUCUGCCUCAUGGACAUCCAAAAGCUGCAAGCGAAGAUGAAGAAGCUCGUCGAGAGUCUUCCCCAUCCCUUCUCCUGGUGCUUAAGUGGGGUGGAGAGCUGACACCAGCGGGAAGAGUCCAGGCGGAAGAGCUGGGGCGAGCCUUUCGCUGUAUGUACCCUGGUGGCCAAGGUGAUUACGCUGGUUUCCCUGGAUGUGGCUUGCUCAGGCUGCACAGCACCUACCGUCAUGACCUCAAGAUCUACGCCUCAGAUGAGGGACGAGUUCAGAUGACAGCAGCAGCUUUUGCAAAGGGUCUGCUGGCCCUGGAAGGAGAGCUGACCCCCAUCCUGGUGCAAAUGGUGAAAAGUGCCAAUAUGAACGGUCUCCUGGACAGUGACAGUGAUUCCCUUAGCAGCUGUCAACACAGAGUGAAGGCACGACUGCAUGAAAUCAUGCAGAAGGAUGCUGAGUUCUGUGAAGACGAUUAUGAAAAGCUAGCACCUACAGGCAGUGCUUCUCUGCUCAACUCCAUGACGUUUAUCCAGAACCCAGUAGAGGUCUGUAACCAGGUGCUCACCCUGAUUGAGAAUCUCACCUCCCAGAUACAAAAACGUCUGGAAGACCCAAAAUCUGCAGACCUGCAGCUGUACCACAGUGAGACUCUAGAACUGAUGCUGCAACGCUGGAGUAAGCUGGAGCGAGAUUUCCGCAUGAAGAAUGGGCGUUACGACAUCAGCAAGAUCCCUGAUAUCUAUGACUGCAUCAAGUAUGAUGUACAGCACAACUGUGCGCUGAAACUGGAAGGCACAGCUGAACUCUUCAAACUCUCCAAAGCCCUGGCAGAUGUGAUCAUACCCCAGGAAUAUGGGAUUAAUAAGGAGGAGAAACUGGAGAUUGCUAUUGGCUUUUGUCUUCCUCUCAUUAAAAAGAUCCAGUUGGACCUACAGAGAACCCAUGAAGAUGAGUCUGUCAACAAACUACAUCCCUUGUACUCACGAGGAGUUCUGUCACCAGGUCGCCAUGUUCGGACACGGCUCUACUUCACCAGCGAGAGCCAUGUGCACUCUCUGCUCAGUAUCUUCCGCUAUGGGGGGCUCCUGGAUGAAAACAAAGACCAGCAGUGGAAGAGAGCCAUGGACUAUUUGAGUGCUAUCUCAGAGCUGAACUACAUGACCCAGAUUGUUAUCAUGCUCUACGAGGACAACAACAAGGACCCAUCUUCAGAAGAGCGUUUCCAUGUGGAGCUGCAUUUCAGCCCUGGUGUGAAAGGCUGUGAGGAAGACAGAAACGUGCCCACGGGGUUUGGCUUUCGGCCUGCCUCCGCGGAGAAUGAGGACAAGAAAGCAGACCAGGGCAGCCUGGAGGACCUCUCCAAAGAGAAGGGCAUCGAUGAGCCAGACCGCGCACAGCAAAGGUCUCCGCAGCCUUGUGAGCCGGUCAGCAUUCAGCGAAGAUCACCGCUGAUCAGGAACCGGAAGACAGGGUCCAUGGAGGUGCUAUCUGAAUCUUCUUCCAAAUCAGGAGGUUAUCGCCUCUUCAGCACUUAUUCCAGGCAGUCUUCUGAGAUGAAGCAAAGUGGCUUAGGGUCACAAUGCACCGGCCUGUUUAGCACCACUGUGCUGGGAGGCUCCUCCAGUGCCCCCAACCUCCAGGACUACGCACGCAGCCAUGGCAAAAAGUUUGCCAGCAGCCUGACAUACAAAGACGGUAUGUGUGUUCCCCGUGCAGCAGCCGUAAAACGAUUUUCUGUGUCGUUUGCAAAGCAUCCGACUAAUGGUUUUGAAGGCUGUUCCAUGGUUCCCACCAUUUAUCCCCUGGAGACCCUGCACAACUCCCUCUCUUUGCGACAGGUCAACGAGUUCCUGACGGCUGUGUGCAGGAGCUGCAGCGAAUCGCAUGUCCAGUCUACUGCAGCUUUGUUUGAUUCAAUGAUUGGCAGCCAGAUACCAGGAGACCCCUUUAUGUCCCAGCAAAUCCUGUCAUCAUCCUCUUUGCCAUUGCGCCAGCGUUCGGAUAAGCCCCCUUGGUACAGCAGUGGCCCCUCCAGUACUGUCUCCAGUGCAGGCCCGUCCUCCCCAACCUCUGUGGACAACUGCGCUCGUUUCAGCUUCACUGAGAAACUUUCCAUCAGUCCCCCAAAAAGUGAGGAGCAGCUGACUAGCCAGUCCCCUGAGCAAGAAGAGAGACAGCCUCCAGGCCGAGGGCUUGAUGUGGAGGUGGGGAUGUCUGGCUUGUCGGUGGCGGAGCCAAGUGCCCCAGAGACCCUGACCUGGAAUAAGGGCCCAGAGCCAGGCAGGGUCCUGGAGCUGUGCAAGAAGGAGCGGGCGGAGGAGGACUCUAACCCAGAGGAGAAGAGCAUGGUGGAGCUGGAUGAAGACGAAUCAGCUGGGGAAAUGUUAGAGCCAAGUAACAUAGGGAACCCAAAGUGUGGUGCAGGGUCUGAUAUAAGGCUGGCUGGGGAGAGAGGGAAGCCAGGGGAUGGGUACAUAGGGGGAAUGACUGGCCUGGACCAGUCAGGGCUGUCCAAGGAGCUCUUGGUGCCCUGUGAAGAGGAGCUGCUGGGAGAGGUGUUAGACCCGGAGCAUAUGGGCGAUGAGCUGCUGGGAGACAGUGCUCUGUCAGGCCGGCUUCUGUCUGGUCACCCGUGCCAGGUGCAGCCGCUGCCUCCUGAGAAAAGCGUGGAGGAGCUGCAGCCGCUCUGUCGGGAGGAUCAGCAGUAUUAGUGGCUCACUGGACAGCACACUGCAACCGCUUCUAGCCUGGAGGCAGCCCAGCUUCCUGCACAGCACCUCAUGCAGCUGGCUGUCCACAGCACCGAACAAGCCAUGUCCCAAGGCCACAGGACUCUGGGGCACGGAGAGUCUGUUCUGCUCCUCCACAAGCCAGCUCUUUGCCAUUCGGCAAGAGACAAUGCCCCAUCUGCCUUGUUAAAUGAACAACAAAUGCAGUCUUGGUAGUGGCAUGGCACCUCCAUGGAGCAGGGACAUGGGGCUGCAUUGGUAUCCCAAGGGCUGUAUGCUCGCUGGGACAGCAGAGUUAGAGGAUUGGGACAGCCAAGGCUUUUGGGGUCGUAAGUCCAAAGGGGACAGAUGCUCCCUUGAGAUUUUGUGGCCCAUAGCCUUCAGAGAAAGGUAUUCUGGGCCCAAAGUAAUUGGAUCCAUCACAACCACCAACCUCCUCUCUGUUCCUUCCUUCUUCCUCUCUCAAUUCCAGCACUGGCCACCAAAACCAGGUCCAGAGAGUCCAUGGCAGGAAGACUAGGAGAAGCAGAAAGCAUUCUGAAUGAGUGUGGGAAGGAGAGCAAUGAGGGGAUCAGGUUCAAGACUGCCACUUGCAAGAAAACGUCUCUUUGGCGUGGACUUGGAUGUUUUCCUGCUGGGCUGGGGCAGGCAGGCAGGAGCCUGGGGAUCCAGCCUGAGAGAGGUGGGCAGGGAGGACACACACGGGUUUUUUUCUAGUCCCCAAGGGUCAGGCAGGGUAUAGCUCUGAAGUCUUGGUGACAGAAAUUAAAAGAAACUGCUAUUUGAACAAAUCAGGAUUAUUAGAAACCAAUAAGGAGAAAUCUUUAUUAUAUAUAAAAUGAAAAGUAUUUAAUACAUAUUUAUGUAAAUGACUUGUGAGCACAAGCCUGAGGGCAAGAUUGACACGGGUGUCCCUGCCGCAUCCUGAGUGCAGGCCAGGGCUGUGCCUCCUGCGCCUCCUGUUAUUUAUGGACAAGUCUGCGUGUUUGUCUGUAGCUAGGAUCUGUGUUUUUGUGAAGCUGUGCCCAAAGAUCUCCACGCUGUUUUGUGAUGAUGUGUGUUCACAGUAAAUCUAUGC